Molecule: messenger RNA, 1947 nt
Organism: Ochotona curzoniae (black-lipped pika)
Lineage: Eukaryota; Metazoa; Chordata; Mammalia; Lagomorpha; Ochotonidae
Gene: TYW5
Product: tRNA-yW synthesizing protein 5
Exons: 8
Coding region: 41-988 (315 amino acids)
Biological process (GO): wybutosine biosynthetic process
Molecular function (GO): 2-oxoglutarate-dependent dioxygenase activity; tRNA binding
Source: RefSeq, a predicted model, not a curated record
UUUCCCGGCGUGUUUUGGUGGAAGGCAAACGCGAGCGACCAUGGCUGGCGCGCGGAUCCCGGUCCCUCGGCUCCAGGGCGUCUCCGAGGCGCAGUUCUUGCAGGACCUAUACCCACAGAGAAAGCCACUGGUGUUGGAAGGAAUCGAUCUGGGGCCAUGUACAAGCAAGUGGACAGUGGAUUACCUAAGCCAGGUCGGAGGGAAACAAGAUGUGAAGAUUCAUGUUGCUGCAGUUGCACAGAUGGACUUCAUUAGUAAGAACUUUGUGUAUAGAACAUUACCUUUUGACAAGUUGGUCCAGAGAGCAGCUGAAGAAAAGCAUAAAGAAUUCUUUAUUUCAGAGGAUGAGAAAUACUACCUGCGGUCACUUGGAGAAGAUCCGAGAAAGGAUGUUGCAGAUAUCAGGAAGCAGUUUCCUUUGUUGGAGGGAGAUAUUAAGUUUCCAAACUUCUUCCAAAAGGAACAGUUCUUUUCCAGUGUUUUUCGAAUUAGUUCACCAGGAUUACAACUUUGGACUCAUUAUGAUGUAAUGGAUAACUUUUUAAUACAAGUGACAGGAAAAAAGCGUGUGGUACUAUUCAGUCCUCGAGAUGCCCCAUAUUUAUAUUUAUCAGGUACUAAGUCACAAGUGCUGAAUAUAGAUAAUCCAGACUUGGCUAGAUAUCCACUCUUUACCAAGGCCAGAAGGUAUGAGUGUUCCCUUGAAGCUGGUGAUAUAUUAUUCAUUCCUGCUUUAUGGUUCCAUAAUGUAAUUUCUGAAGAGUUUGGAGUGGGAGUGAAUGUCUUUUGGAAGCACCUUCCAUCCGAAUGCUAUGAUAAAACAGAUACCUAUGGAAACAAAGAUCCUACAGCAGCAUCAAGAGCUGCACAAAUUUUGGACAGAGCCUUAAAAACACUUGCUGAAUUACCAGAGGAAUACAGGGAUUUCUAUGCACGGCGAAUGGUCUUACACAUUCAAGACAAAGCCUACAGCAAGAACUUUGAGUAAAAAUGAAUAGAAUGAAUGUAAACAUUUUCAUAAAUUUAGCCCAAAUACUGGAAAACUACAACAUAUUUCUUAAGUUUUAGAUUUAUUCUUUGCUAAAAUAUGGCAGAUAAAUGUGAUUUCCAGAUUAAAUGAUUUUAAGAGAUGUUUAUGUGGUUUCUGCUUUAUUGACUGUUAUAAAAAAUGCUGUAUUGCUGCUGCCAUUAGUUCUCUGAUGCAAAUAACAAAAAAAAAAUCGAACUUACAAAGACUUAAACAAUAGAAAUAUCUUGUUUUUACUUCAUGACACACAGCAUCAACUGAUAGCAUAGGCUUCACUGUUUACAAUCCAGUGAUUCAGUAAUGCCAUCAAAAGACACCAUGUUCCCUCCCCUUCCCUUCAACCACAACAUUGGCACCAACCUACGGCUGGCUACCCUCCUGGUCACGGGAUGAUUGCCAGUAGCAGUUGGGGCUUUGUGCGUCUUCAUUUAUAUGCAGUGGAAGUCAGGCUAGAUGCCAGGGGCCCUGUAUUAAUAUGAAAAAGCUCUCCCAGCAUUCACUACCAAAUCUUGGGUCUCAGUGUUCUAAAGUGACUUAGAUCUGUCUAUCACUGAGCUGGUCACUGACAGAGUUUGGAAUAACCCUUCAGCCAAUAAGGUCUGCUGGAGCUGGGAAAGGUACAGCAUGCAGCUGAAGAGCAGACAGUUUUUAAAUCAGCUUCUGUUGGGACAGGGAAAAAAAGGUACACAUCUUCAGUAUCCACUGCCUUUGCCCAGAAUGAGAAACUUGGAAGGACUUAGUCAAACACCCAGACAUCUAGUGCUGAACCCUCUGGUGCUUGAUUCAUUGUUACCAAGAUUUGGUGUGGGCAUCUCAUGGAUCUCAGAGGGUUCCAAAGCAUAAUCAGCACAUACAAUCACAGGAUUUGAUGGUGGCGAUCUGGAUUGCUUUGUGAUUUAUCAAAGUAAAUGUUUGAUCUG